Volvox carteri f. nagariensis is the source of this 225-nucleotide messenger RNA. RefSeq lists its product as uncharacterized. The annotation marks the transcript as partial. Lineage: Eukaryota; Viridiplantae; Chlorophyta; Chlorophyceae; Chlamydomonadales; Volvocaceae. Gene Ontology annotation, biological process: protein phosphorylation. The record is from RefSeq and is a predicted model, not a curated record. Gene Ontology annotation, molecular function: ATP binding; protein kinase activity. The transcript has a single exon.
CAGGUGGCGGAUUUCGGGCUAAGUCGCAUCAAGGACCACGCACAGCUUAUCAACAGCCGCGCCGGACUGGAGGGCACGGUGGAGUACGCUGCACCCGAAGUCCUGCGGGGCGAGCCAUACACGGAAAAGUGCGACAUCUGGUCGUACGCCGUGUUGCUGUGGGAGAUCAUCCACCGCCAGCGGCCGUACGCGGACACCGACGUGCCCAUCUACAUCUUGAUGUAA